Messenger RNA from Diatraea saccharalis (sugarcane borer), 532 nucleotides. The record is from the annotation of a GenBank genome assembly. NCBI's taxonomy places the organism in Eukaryota, Metazoa, Arthropoda, Insecta, Lepidoptera, Crambidae.
UAAAUACUCUAGUCAACACAUGAAACUUCUUAUAAAUAACAAUUGGAUAUUUUUGGGAUUCUUCGUACUGUAUAUGUGUGCAACUUUAGUUUGUGCCUGCUACGUAUAUGGUGUAUCGGUUUAUUUUUUAAUAAUCAAUCAUUUUUGUGUGGCUUUUUAUGACUUCGUUUUACUUUAUACUAUUCGAUUGACGAUGGUACUGUGUAAAAUAUCUGAGCUAUGGAAUGAAGAAUUUAAAAAUUAUAUCAAUAGUCCUCUAUCAAUGAGAAUAGAUAAAAUGAAGAAAUUAAUUCAUUUAAAGAAGAUGUACGAGACCCAUUACGACCUUAUUGAAUCAUUUAAUAUUUUGAAGAAAGUUUCUUCAGUUUCUGUAAGUACACAAUUAUACCAUUCUAAUGAAAAAUGCUUAAGAAUAUAUAUCAGUAUUGCAAUUGAAUACAAAUCGAUAGAUAAUAAUUGAAUAUUUUACUUCCAUAGCAUAAUGAUUUCGACUAGUAGUCAUCUGAUUUUCGAAAUUCGAACUUCAUGGUUG